UUCCAGCUUGCUCUUGGUCCCCUCUGCAGGCACCCCCAGACACAUCCACAACACAGGCUCCAGCCUCCAGCUGGCAGCUGCUAGGACCCAGGGGGCUGGUGUGGUGCCAGGCUCUGCUCCUCCCAUGCUAGCUCUGUGUCUCUAAAGGCGACAUCAGAGUAUCAGCCAGUACCAUCUCCAGCAGGGGCUAGAGAAGAGCCGGGGAGGGGAGAGGAGAGAGCCUGCAACCCCAGCCCUCCAGGCCUCCAGGCCUCCAGGCCUCCAGCCCUCCAGCCCUCCAGCCCUCCAGCCCUCCAGCCCUCCAGCCCUCCAUGGGGCAGGCCAAGCCCCCAAGAGCAUGGAGCCCUGGGCAAAGCAGCCAGCGCCCGCGCAGCCCAAGAGGCUGACGCCGGAGAGCUUGGAUGGCCAACGCCACGGGGCUGAGUGCCACUGAAGUCUCCGGCUCCAUGGCCUGGAUCCUGGCGGCCGUCGUGGAGGCGGCGGCGCUGCUGGGCAACAGCGCGCUGCUGGUGGUGGUGCUGCGCACGCCGGGGCUGCGCGACGCGCUCUACCUGGUGCACCUGUGCGUCGUCGACCUGCUGGCCGCCGCCUCCAUCAUGCCGCUGGGGCUGCUGGCCGCGCCGCCCCCGGGGCUGGGCCGCGUGCCCCUGGGCCCCGGGCCCUGCAGCGCCGCGCGCUUCCUCUCGGGGGCGCUGCUGCCCGCCUGCACGCUGGGCGUGGCGGCGCUGGGCCUGGCGCGCUACCGCCUGGUGGUGCACCCGCUGCGGCCCGGUGCGCGGCCGCCGCCCGGCCUGGUGCUCGCCGCCGUGUGGGCCGCCGCCGCGCUGCUGGGGCUGCUCGCCCUGCUCGGGCCGCCGCCCGGCCCGCCGCCCGCCCCGGCGCGCUGCUCCGUCCUGGCCGGGGGCCUGGCGCCCUUCCGGCCGCUCUGGGCGCUGCUGGCGUUCGCGCUGCCCGCGCUGCUGCUGCUCGGCGCCUACGGCGGCCUCUUCCUCGUGGCGCGCCGCGCCGCCGCCCGCAGACCCCCGCGGCCGCGGCCGCGACUGCCCGCGCCCCUGGCCCUGGCCCUGGCCCUGCCCGGGGGCAAGGCGGCGCUCGCCCCGGCGCUCGCCCUGGGCCAGUUCGCGGCCUGCUGGCUGCCCUACGGCUGCGCCUGCCUGGCGCCCGCUGCGCAGGCCGCGGUGGCCGAGACGGCGCUCACCUGGGUCGCUUACUCGGCCUUCGCGGCGCACCCCUUCCUGUACGGCCUGCUGCAGCGGUCUGUGCGCCGGGCCCUGGGCCGCCUGGCCCACCGAGCCCUGCCCCGGGCCCCGUGGGCCUGCCCCCCGACGGCCUGGCACCCAAGGGCGCUUCUGCGGCACCUCCAGGAAGCUCCAGAGGGCCCGGCUCCAGGACCUCCUGAGGCUCCAGACCGAGCCCCUCCGGAUGUGGAUGUGGAUGUGGAGGGAUCGCAACCCCACAGUGAGCCCAGGACUGGAGCGAGGAGGAUGGAACCAGAAGGGGCCGGUCCAGCCUCCUACACGAGUUGUGGCAGACAAGUCGGCCCUGCCUGCUGGACAUCUGGCCCCGGAGCAGGGGAAAGGGUGCCUGCGACCCGGGGAGGCCCGGGAAGCCAGGGUUCUGGGCCCAAGUCUGUGUGGUCUUGUGCACAGACCUACUCUUCCAUAGAGCCCGGUUUCCCCAUCUGCACCCUGGACUUUGUCUAAGGGCUCUUGCCGCUUGGGUGAUGUGGUCGGUCAUUCAUGGCUAGAGGAGGGGCAGAGGUGGGCAGGACAGAGAAGAGGGGGGGGGGGGGCGGGGGGGCGGCAGAAGAUGGGCCUGGAGGGCAGGGCCUUUGUCACAACCACUGCAGAAGGAGCUUAGGGAGAAACACUCAGAAAGACAACCACGGUAUCUACACCAAGCAGAGGUUGGACAACACGACUGGAACACUCCUGCAUCGUCUUCUGUAAUGCCCAGAAAACAACACAGCCAGUUUGGUACCAGAGGCAGGAGGCUGAACAACAUGACCUUUCCUUCCCACUCCCCCACUGUUCCUGCCCCCCCCCCCAAUAGACCCUGAAGCCUCAGAACUGGCAUGUAGAAGGAGUCAGGGUCCCACUGGGACUGCUGGAUUCACAGAUGGCGGGGCAGGCUCUCGGGGAUUCCGCUGCCCUCAUUUUCUGGAUGGAGGGGGGUUGUCAUCCCCACCCCACCCCCCGCCAACACCCACAGCUUCACAGCUUCCUGGUCUCUGAGAAUAUUUAUUCAAAAACAGGGAUUGAAAAAACUG
This is a messenger RNA of Erinaceus europaeus (western European hedgehog), 2269 nucleotides long. It is a transcript of the gene GPR62, whose product is annotated as G protein-coupled receptor 62. Bases 402 to 1703 code for a protein of 433 amino acids. The record is from RefSeq and is a predicted model, not a curated record. Gene Ontology annotation, biological process: G protein-coupled receptor signaling pathway. The transcript is spliced from 2 exons. Gene Ontology annotation, molecular function: G protein-coupled receptor activity. Lineage: Eukaryota; Metazoa; Chordata; Mammalia; Eulipotyphla; Erinaceidae. Gene Ontology annotation, cellular component: plasma membrane; endosome; signaling receptor complex.